AGGAAUGGCUCGGAGAAAGAAACGUGCAGCACCAGCAAAAGGGGUAAAAAAGGAAAUUACCCCUGAGCAGAAUCGACGAAAAAGUAUCGGAGCUGAACGACUGAAGUUCAAUCAGAUAAAUGUAGAUAGAGAAAUUGAAAGGAUGACUGAUGAACUGAAAGCCUUUGGUGAAAGGCUGAUACAAUCAAACCAAGAAGCCCACGAAGAGUUCACGGAAAGUGUUCCCAAAGAAAUCGGAAACUUGACUCUGAAGGAGUUCUUUGAAGCGGGAUACAUGUUGGACUAUGGGGCACCUCGGUCCGGCAAGUUUGUAGCAUUGGGACCACUUCACUACGAGAUUAGAGACGAGGACACAGAGCCCCAAUCUACCAAGAAGAUGGCAGCCCCCCUCCAAACAACAAGACAGAGCACCCUGCCUCCUGCAGAGCAUUUCUCUACCCCUGCUCCGGGAGCAGCACAGCCCCCCUCCAAUCUCUUUAUCACACCCAAGGUUGUACCUCAACCCAAGAGAGGGUACGUAGUUGUGUACACGGAGAACGGAUCACCCUACCAUCUAAAUCUGGCGACUAUGAAAGCAAGACAUCCGCAGACGUACGAAGAACCUUCCACAGUGACUCGGUCCACGCGGACAACACGUGCCACACGUGCUGCUUCUAAACGAUAAUCUGCUCGUGCAUCAUAUCUUCAGAUUAUCUCAGUUUUCAUUGCAAUUCCGUUCAAGCUAAUGCCGUAUUUCCUCUGCAAGAGAUGUCAUAAGUAUGUCAGAACAUCCGAGGACAUUUAAAUUCGAGAUCUGCAGAAUUCGAAACACCAGAAAAUUGGAAAAUGUUUAAAUGCUGUACCGUGGUUGCCAACAAAAACAAAAUUAAAACUUCAUGCUGCUUGGCGCAGGAACCAUUUCUUGGUUCCUUUUUUUUCUGUUUUAGUUUUGCGGUUUAUCAUUAUGUUAUUAAACACACGGCUUAUCACGACGUGUACAUAUUUUGAUAUUAUAGCCUAUUAUUUUAACGUGUUCUAUCCUGAUUAUUUAAAAGCUUGGAACUACAACUUUCUUUUUCUCAAGAAUAAUUUUCUUGGUUCUCAAGAAUAAUUGCAUGUUUAUUAUAUUUAGAAUUGAAUUAUCUAGUUAAAUUAUGACGUAUGAAAAUCAGUAGAAAUUUGAACAAUACCGGCAGAGUUAUACUUUCCUUAUCUGUCGUAUAUUAUAUCAGUUUAUUUCAUCAAUUAUAUCAGUGUCGUCAUGAAAUAAAUACUAUUCUAAUCAUUUUAUUUGACCUUGAUGCUUGCUUAAAAUUUUGAAAUGUUUCUUUGUUUCUUAAAUUGACUGCAUGUUUUACGUUGAAAAGUAUCAAUAAAUAACUAAUAAUUUAACACUA
This is a messenger RNA of Bolinopsis microptera, 1376 nucleotides long. RefSeq lists its product as uncharacterized. The transcript is spliced from 4 exons. Bases 5 to 664 code for a protein of 219 amino acids. The record is from RefSeq and is a predicted model, not a curated record. Lineage: Eukaryota; Metazoa; Ctenophora; Tentaculata; Lobata; Bolinopsidae.